AUGAACGACGCACUCUUGAAGUCUCAGUUUUUUAUCUACGGAUGUCUCGUAGCGACUUUUGUUUGGAUUUUGUGGACCUACUCCAAGAGAGACUCUUCUAAGACGCAGAAAAAGAAUAGGCCAGUGUUGCAACGAUACAUUCGCGACGAAACGCAGCCCGUUUUUCCAAACGGCUGGAUCCCGCUUCUCCUCUCGUCCGAGCUGAUAAUCAACAAAGUGAAGUCCCUAAAUGUUUUGGGAGAAGAACUGGUUGCGUUCCGAACUCAAGAUGGCGUCGCCCACGUGAUGGACGCCUACUGUCCCCACCUGGGGGCAAACCUGGGCGUGAUGGGCCGUGUUGUGGGAGACUGCAUCGAGUGCCCUUUCCACGGAUGGAGGUUCAGAGGAGAAGACGGUGUUUGCACGCACGUGCCUUACGCUAGUAAACGUACGAAUUUUAUACCUUUUGCGGGCCCAGAUGUUGAUCUUUAUGUAAUCUAUAUUUGUGAUUUGAUUUAUGUGCUAAAUGUUUGCGUUACCCCAUCCUGCGAACUCUACGGGGGCAGGGACAUUGUCAAGACGCCACGUUACCUUCUAAUAUUCUGUCAAAUUCUUGAUUUUCCAACAGAUCCCGAAUUCGUGAAAGCUAAGACGUGGAUCUCCAAGGAAGCCUACGGCUUACUUCUGGCAUGGUACCACGCAGAUGGCAAAGAGCCAACGUGGGACGUGACUGAGCACCAGGAGAUUACAAGUGGACAGUGGAGGCGAACUGGCUUGUGGGAGAAACAAAUCUUUGGUUACAUGCAGGACAUUACUGAAAACGGAGCAGACAUCCACCACUUCAGACAAAUCCACAAGGCUUCACCGUUUGUAGGACCUCAGGAGUACGAGCGCGUUGCGGGCAACUCGUGGGCGUGUCGCGUAAUGACUUUCGACUAUGACAUCACAUGGUCUGAGCACGGCGUCAAAGUUUGCGUUAACACAGAUCUGCGAGUGAAACUGUUUGGUUGGAACGUUGUCACAUAUCACGUUGUGGUUUGGCAACUGGGACCGGCCUUGAACGUCGCGCAAGCCUCCAGUCCGUUCGGUAAUCUUUUUUACGUCUUCUCGUUCACGCCCCACGGUCCCCGUGAUAUCCGAGGCAUCAUCCAGACCUACGCCGAUCGCAGCCUGCUGUGGCCAAUCCGGAGGUUUAUGGAAAGUGGUACUUUCUCCAUGGUCGGUCGGGACGUCAUCAUAUGGGAUCACAAGACCUUCCUGAAAAAUCCUGCUCUGGUGAAGGAGGACGCAACCAUUAAAUCUUUCCGGAAGUGGUACUCGCAGUUCUACAGCAGCAAGAGUCCGACGUGGCGAGAUGUGAGAGAGAAGACCGUAGACUGGUAA
Molecule: messenger RNA, 1362 nt
Organism: Ixodes scapularis (black-legged tick)
Lineage: Eukaryota; Metazoa; Arthropoda; Arachnida; Ixodida; Ixodidae
Product: cholesterol 7-desaturase nvd 1-like
Exons: 6
Coding region: 1-1362 (453 amino acids)
Biological process (GO): cholesterol metabolic process; chlorophyll biosynthetic process
Cellular component (GO): chloroplast
Molecular function (GO): 2 iron, 2 sulfur cluster binding; chlorophyllide a oxygenase activity
Source: RefSeq, a predicted model, not a curated record